AUGCAGCCUAAGACUUUCGUUCACCAGCUCCAUUCAAUUCUCUUGGAACCGGAGGUAAACCAAUGGAUAUAUUGGUCUCCGACGGAUAGCAUGGUUUUCUUUCUGAAACCGUAUGACCCUAACUUCAGCACACAUGUUUUGAAGCGAUAUUUUAAGCAUGGCAACGUGAACAGUUUUGUUCGUCAAUUGCACAUGUACGGGUUCCAUAAGCUAUCGCAUCCUUCCCCUGACCAAACUUCCACCAAUAACGGCAACACUAAAGAACUUGUUGAAUGGAAAUUCACUCACCCAUCUGGAUUUUUCUUCAAAGAAGCCAAUGCUGGUGUCUUGAAUAAAAUUCAAAGGAAAAGCACCGGUGUGGGCAAAGAUGGUAAACGAAAAAAUAUUCUGUCGCCCAUAUCUGUCAGUUAUGUCGACGCGUCAAGAUUGAACGUCCUCUCUCAGCAACCUGCUCGUGGCGCCUCAACGGAACCCACGAGCAUGUUUAUGAGUAAUGGCGCACACCACUACUCAUUGUCUCAAGGCCCACCGCAAAUGUACUUACAACAACAACAACAGCAGCAACAACAGCAACUAAAUAAUGGACCCUACGUUAUGUCUUCACUGCCUCCUCAGCAACCAACGGUCAAUAUAAUGCGAAGGCAAAGUAUCUCCGCAAGAAUGAUGAAUUCUUACGACUAUCCCAACCAAUUUCCCUCACAGGAUGACGUGCUGCGGCCUCAACAGCAGCAGCAACAAUUGGUUUCUUCGCAAUCGCUAUCGGGUCCUCCAAUGAAAAAAUCUCGAACGUUAUCUUCGACAGAUGACCUGAAGGCUACUACUACCUUGCCAAUCGUCAAUUACCCAAUGCCGUUUCAUCCAGGUUCUUUCACGCAACAGCUUCCUAUGGCCCCAUCAUAUUCAUCUUAUUCUUCACCAAUCCCUCCUACAAUGAACUCUGUUUGUAACUCUGUUUCCAAUUCUGGUUGUAACUCUGCUUCUGACUCUCCUAGUUUGGCAGUGUGUAACAAUAAUGUAACAUUACAGAAAAAAAAUGACCUAAGUGAAAGACAGUCUUUGGACAACCAUAUACAAACAUUGAAGAACUCUUUAUCUACAAUUACUGAUUUGGUAAAAAGGCAUACAAGCGAUUUACCGCAACAAGACCUUAAUAUACAGACGAACGAGGCCCUGAAUAAAGAUCUUCGAACAAGCUUGUCUCUUUUACAGAAUUCUAAGGAAGAAAUAUUACAGUUGGAAAGUAAAUGGACGUCGAUGCAAUCUUUCAGGACGAUACCAUUGCCCUUACAAGAAACUACAAACACCUCUUCAUCCUUAACACCACUGACUUCCACCAUCACCCCUAAAAGUAUGCCUAUAAUGACGAAAAGCGAAGCUGCAAAUAAAUCUGCCUCUUACUGA
This is a messenger RNA of Saccharomyces eubayanus, 1401 nucleotides long. It is a transcript of the gene MGA1, whose product is annotated as Mga1p. Gene Ontology annotation, biological process: regulation of DNA-templated transcription. The transcript has a single exon. Bases 1 to 1401 code for a protein of 466 amino acids. Lineage: Eukaryota; Fungi; Ascomycota; Saccharomycetes; Saccharomycetales; Saccharomycetaceae. The record is from RefSeq and is a predicted model, not a curated record. Gene Ontology annotation, molecular function: DNA-binding transcription factor activity; sequence-specific DNA binding.